AUUCUGCACACUGAAAAGUAGUUCCAGCUGUGAUCCACUGAACACGCAUGCGCUACUACGUAACGUCAACGGUCACAUGGUACACUCGUCAGAAAAUUUUCAGAAUGAUUCGCCGCCAUCUUCUUUCUCGCUGGGUCUCAUCCUUCCAGAGUUGCACCACUCUGCUUUGAUGUGUCUGGUGUGUAACUCUUCAAUGAGAUGGUACUGCAAGUGCUGUAGUUUCUCCUCACCAAAACAGCACACACUAAUCACCCAUUACAAACUGAAGCAUUGUAAUCAGGCAAGGAAUUGUUCUCUUCCCUGUGUCUAUGGGGACUGUGUGUGUUCCUUCAGGCCUGCCCUUUUUACUGAAAGACAGAUUGUCAAGGAAUUCACCCGUUUGAUGUCAGUGGACCUCUAUUCAUUCUAUGAAGGACUAGAUGGAAAUCUCCAGAAACUGCUUCUGCUGUAUAGGUCAAGGCGUUUUGAUGGAAACAAGGAAAUGAUGGCCUUGCUGGACAGUAUUGACAGGGAUCCAUCAAACCAAAGAAAAAGAACAGCGGUGUUGCUGGGUCUACCAUGUUGCAUGAAAGAGAAACCUUUCCCGCUCUUAAAGAUGUGUGAGAAAACAAAGUAGUUUGCAGAGCAAUGCUUCCAUCUAGGACAGGGUUCCCCAACUCCAGUCUUUAAGCGCUACUGCCAUGCAAUUUUUAGAUACAUCCCUAGCAAAGGUCAAAGAGCCAUUCAUUUAAUUCAUGUUAGUUGGAGCAUGGACACAUUUAAAAUUUGCAGAACAGUAGCUUUCAAGGACCGGAGUUAGAGACCCCUAGUGGCUUUCAUGAAGCCAACAGACUGUGAAGAUGAUCUCAUCAAGGGAAUGCUGGUAGGAAUCCUUCUUGUCUUGGAAGAUGUGAGUGAACCACUUCCGUCCUCCUACCAGGAUGUUGCCAUUGUGCUUGAGGCAAACAUUGUGAUUCGUCACCUAUGUGAUCUACCCAGCGCUUUUAUGACACUGAUGGGACUGAUGUAUGUACUGAACUUGAACUAUCCCAAGGACCUAAAAUACACUUUUGAAGUAAUCCAGCGUCUUUUCUUGGGAAUUGGAAGCGACUCGUGCUCUGCUAGGGUCCAUUCCUUAAAAAAUACCCUUUUCAAAUGAAGUGACUCUGUUCAUAUGAACCAAGGACUGCUGUGUUUUUGUCCUUUGAAGAAAACCGUUCUUUCCCUUUCAGGUUGAGUUGAAGUUAAGAUACAAAUGUAAGCAUGGCAAGUUGUACAACUUAGGAAUAUUAUUGUAACUUGUUUCUUGGAGUUUCCCAUAAGGCAUUAUUGAAUGCUCAUAAAUCCAUAACAUUGAACUCAGAUGCUCUGUUUAAUGUAGUGUCUAUUUGCAUCUGUUUGCUAAAACAUCUGAAAUGAAACAAACCAGUAUGUAUAAAAAGUUCAGUUAAAUUUGUUAUUCUCAUAAAACAUUUCACUUUGGAGGAUUUCUUAGAGGUUUGGGUAGAAUACGAUAUUUUUAAACCAGACAGUCAUACAGAAAUUAAGUGCACUAGUUUACUCAGGCAUUGUUACAGAAAUGCACAUCUUUCAAUGUGAAUGGCAAGUGUAUUAUUUGUGUUUGUUACUUGCUUAAAAUAUGUUUAAACAAGUAUGAAAAUAUUUAAAACCUUUAAAAAUGUUUAACAGGUUGUGUGUCUUAGAAAAACCUCAGAACAAAUUUGAUUUUGCUUUUCAGUAGUUAAUUUAUACAACUAUGUCUUCUUGUUAGAGGGUUUGUUUUUUCUCAUCACUGUCCUUGAGAAAAAUUAAAAAGUAUAUUGGAAAAACAAUUUUCAAAAGAAGUUAGAAAGAAAAGUAUUUUCUGUUUUUUAGUGGAAACUUGUAAAACAAUAUUUUUGCAUUUAUUUUGAAAAAUGACCAGAUUUGAAUAAAAUCUUGUUCAUAAAA
Girardinichthys multiradiatus is the source of this 1929-nucleotide messenger RNA. RefSeq lists its product as uncharacterized. The transcript has 5 exons. The coding region runs from base 77 to 616 and encodes 179 amino acids. The record is from RefSeq and is a predicted model, not a curated record. Lineage: Eukaryota; Metazoa; Chordata; Actinopteri; Cyprinodontiformes; Goodeidae.